GAGGAGGAGGAGGAGGAGGGAGAGGAGGGACUGAGCGAUAGCGACGACGAGGACCAAGACCAGCAGACCGGCAGCGGCGAGGAAGAGGCAAAGGAAGCUGCAGCGGCUGCUGGGCGGGAGCGCAGCGAGAACGCGCGGCUGCAGAGCGCAGGACUGCCUCCCACCUCCGUCCCCGCCGCGGCCGCCCGCGACCGGAGCGGCCGCCGCCCGCCGGGGCCCCCGCCGGGGCCGCUGCCCUGCCUCCCGAGGAUGCCGUCGCCCGAGGAGGAGGAUCGCGAGCGUCGCCGGAGUCGCCGGAGGGACCUUCUGCUGAGCCAGCUCUGCUUCCUGGCCUUGGUGGCGCUGCUGCUCUGGUCGCUGUCAAGCAUGCAAGAGCAUAAUGCUCUUGUGGAGAAAUGUGCUCAGAACAGUUGUCCACGGAAAACAAUUUGGACCCUGGGGAGCAGCUGUCUAAGAAACAGAGGGAAGACUUGGAAGAAUAAUUGUUGUAAAAUGGUUUUAUAUCCCAGCCAUUCAAGUGACCUUGACUUCAUGGAUCUCAUAGGGGAAGACCGACAGUGGACGUUGGGGAGGAAGUUAAUGCAGGUGAAUGACACUCUGACUUCAGAAGACACAGACCUUCGGAGCAGCAAGAACUGCACUGAACCAGCCCUGCAUGAGUUCCCCAGUGACAUCUUCACCAACGAGGACCGGAGACAGGGAGCAGUGGUCCUCCAUGUGCUCUGUGCCAUGUACAUGUUCUACGCACUGGCCAUUGUGUGUGAUGACUUCUUCGUCCCGUCCUUGGAAAAGAUCUGUGAGCGCCUGCACCUCAGUGAAGAUGUGGCUGGCGCCACGUUUAUGGCGGCGGGCAGUUCGGCCCCAGAGCUGUUCACAUCUGUCAUAGGCGUCUUCAUCACCAAGGGUGACGUGGGAGUUGGGACCAUCGUGGGCUCGGCGGUGUUCAAUAUCCUGUGCAUCAUCGGAGUCUGCGGGCUCUUCGCUGGCCAGGUUGUGGCUCUGUCCUCCUGGUGCCUGCUGAGGGAUUCCAUUUACUACACGCUGUCUGUGGUCGCACUCAUCGUGUUCAUUUACGAUGAACAAGUUUCCUGGUGGGAGUCUUUAGUCCUUGUGCUGAUGUAUUUUAUCUACAUUAUCAUCAUGAAAUAUAACGCUUGCAUACAUCAGUGCUUCGAAAGGAGGACGAAAGGUGCUGGAAACAUGGUCAACGGCUUGGCCAGCAAUGCUGAAAUUGAUGACAGCAGCAACUGCGACGCAACUGUGGUGCUACUCAAGAAAGCCAAUUUCCACCGCAAAGCAUCAGUGAUCAUGGUGGAUGAGCUGCUGUCUGCCUACCCACACCAGCUGUCUUUCUCUGAGGCUGGACUUCGAAUCAUGAUCACCAGCCACUUUCCCCCCAAGACCAGACUCUCCAUGGCCAGCCGCAUGUUGAUCAAUGAGAGACAAAGACUGAUAAACAGCAGGGCUUACACCAAUGGAGAAUCUGAGGUGGCCAUCAAAAUCCCAAUUAAACACACCGUGGAGAAUGGGACAGGGCCCAGCAGUGCCCCAGACAGGGGCGUGAAUGGGACUCGGAGGGAUGAUGUUGUUGCCGAGGCUGGCAAUGAGACAGAAAAUGAGAAUGAGGACAACGAGAACAACGAGAAUGACGAAGAGGAAGAGGAGGAUGAGGAGGAUGACGAAGGACCGUACACUCCAUUCGACCCUCCCUCUGGCAAACUGGAGACAGUGAAAUGGGUGUUCACCUGGCCACUGAGUUUUGUCUUAUACUUCACUGUACCCAACUGCAACAAGCCCCGCUGGGAGAAGUGGUUUAUGGUGACAUUUGCUUCCUCCACUCUGUGGAUCGCAGCCUUCUCCUACAUGAUGGUGUGGAUGGUCACAAUCAUCGGUUACACACUGGGGAUUCCUGACGUCAUCAUGGGGAUCACCUUCCUGGCAGCCGGAACCAGUGUGCCUGACUGCAUGGCCAGCCUCAUCGUGGCCAGACAAGGCAUGGGAGACAUGGCCGUGUCCAACUCCAUCGGGAGCAACGUGUUUGACAUCCUCAUUGGCCUCGGUCUCCCCUGGGCCCUGCAGACUCUGGCUGUGGAUUAUGGAUCCUACAUUCGGCUGAACAGCAGGGGACUGAUCUACUCCGUGGGCUUGCUCCUGGCCUCCGUCUUUGUCACAGUGUUUGGCGUUCACCUGAACAAGUGGCAGCUGGACAAGAAGCUGGGGUGCGGAUGCCUUUUCCUGUACGGCGUGUUCCUGUGCUUCUCCAUCAUGACGGAGUUCAACGUGUUCACCUUCGUGAACUUGCCCAUGUGCGGGGAACACUGAUCUACCGGGCCGCCCACCGAGGCUCAGUUCCUUCUUUUCUGUGCAAUACAAGACCCGGCCGCACCCCGAGUCACACGGGCCCCCAAGGGCCGGGCUUCCGUCUCUCCCUUGCUGUUCACAGGCCUCCGCUCCUGCCUCAGUGGCCCAGGCGCCCCCUGCCCCCUCCCUUGCCCCUCCUCCUCCUGGGGUCCUACCUGCCACCCAGCCUUUCUUGCCCACCCCUUCCUGCCUCCUCCGGUGUGAAGACUUUUCAAUAUCCAUGUGAAUUUUCAAGCUCCAUUUUCAACAGUGACUGAGAUUCUAGAAAAACUGGCUGCUAACUGGCCCAAGCCAGGCAAAACUUAUUACAAUCCCUCCUCCUUUUUUAAGUUAUUGGAUGGAAGACUAACCUAAUUUAUGGCCUGAGACUGUCGAAGAGAUAGCGAGGAGAGGGUACAUUGAUUAUAGGGAGUGCUUGGGAUUUUGUUAUGUUUUCAGGUGAUUCCUAGGUUAUGGGUUUGGGGGGUUGUUUCUCUUUGGAGGGGCUCUCCCUUCUGCCCCUUUUCUUCCAGAGAUCGAGAGCUUCUCUUGCAUCUUCUUCCCCUGGGCCCUGGAUUAGUAGAUGAGCCACAGGUUGUCCCCACUGUGUCUUGGGAUCAAAUCCCAAGCAUGUUGGAGCAGGCAUGGAUCUAGUGCUUGUUAGAGGAACAGUUGAGCCAGGCCACCGGGAAAGAUGCAUGACAUUUCAUACCCAAGGGUGCCCCCACAGGCCCAUAGGAGUUACCUGGGGAGCACAAGGUUUUCCGAGGAAGAAGGCAGCUUCCUACAUGUCCAUUAUGACCUUCACUUUCUCACUAGGUUCUUUCUAGUCUUUUAAGCAAUAGUUCUAGCCUGCCUGAGGCCUUUGUCAAGGGUCCCUGGUUGAACAUCUAUCCGUGAGGUACCAGGCAGUCAGCAGCAGAAGCUUCCCAACCUGUGAGUCCCUGAGAUGUGCUGUCAUUGCUUGACAUUUGGGGUGACAGGGAGUAACCCAGAGGCCACCACUGCUUUUUGUGCAGGAAUUACAGACACUGGUUUCUUGGAAAAUGGAGAGAAGCGCACUUUGCACAGACAUCGUCAAUCAAGUCCCACUUUGCCACUUGGUACUGAGUACACUGGACCCUGAAAGCUGGCUCUUGGGCCAGCGUCCUUCCUCCAGGACACCAUGGCCAAGCUGCCCAGCUCCACCCGUCCCCUCCUGGAGGGAUGGCAAGGGAAGGAGAAAACAGAACUGACAUCUUUGAAACCACAGAAUGUGCUAAAUGCAGACAAGCUCAAAGGGCAUAAGUUAUUGUGAACAUUGUUGCCAAUCACUGCUCAACAGCCCUGCUAGAUUUUGUAUGAUGCUGAAUUAUUAUGCAGACUAAUUCCACCAGUUGAGACCCACCCAUGCUUGUUAUACCUGUAUUUAUUGAAACUGUGGACUCUUGCCCGUGCUCCCCCUAUAUUUACUUUAAGCACUGAUCACUUAUAAUUCAUUCGGUAUGGUUUUCUCUGUCCCUUGUACUACACAUUCUGGUCUGAAUUGUAAAAAUAACCUGCUACAAAUUGGUUGAACGUCUCUGUCGAGGGUGCGAAAGGAGGUGAGCAUUAGCCAAUGGGGCACCUGCCUGAUGGAGGCCCGGGAGAGGAAAUCACCAAUUUGGGCUCUCAGAGCUAAGACACACUCAAUGAUUCUGUUGCACACUUUGCACUGGUUUAUGGCGAUUGUUUUCUUGGACGGAUAGUGUAAAAUAAACUUCUCUGUUCUGUA
Eptesicus fuscus (big brown bat) is the source of this 4093-nucleotide messenger RNA. It is a transcript of the gene SLC24A3, whose product is annotated as solute carrier family 24 member 3. Gene Ontology annotation, cellular component: membrane. Bases 250 to 2322 code for a protein of 690 amino acids. Gene Ontology annotation, molecular function: calcium, potassium:sodium antiporter activity; calcium channel activity. The record is from RefSeq and is a predicted model, not a curated record. NCBI's taxonomy places the organism in Eukaryota, Metazoa, Chordata, Mammalia, Chiroptera, Vespertilionidae. Gene Ontology annotation, biological process: intracellular calcium ion homeostasis; calcium ion transmembrane transport. The transcript is spliced from 18 exons.